AUGGUGGAUUUUAAAGAAUUAGCACAAGCCUGCGUAAGGCAGCUUGAGGCGUCCGUUCUGGAAUCAGCCGUAGAACGUCGUGUGAAGAUGACAAAUAAUUCACAAUCUCUCUUACAUGUUGCAUCAGCAUUAUCGAUACUUUCAUUUGUUGUGUGUGUUAUCCUUCUAGGAUUCAUCAUCUAUGGCCUUAUAAGAAGACGAAUUCCAUCAAGAAAACACAUUGUUAUCAUCAGUCGUGUAGUUGCUGAUCUAUUUACCUCGGCUUUAAUUGCUUUUUGCUCCUUUUUUACAAACAAGACAUCAGCUUCACACACAAUUAUUGCUCUGUUUCUAUUUAUUUCAACAUUUUCAUUUUUGCAACUCAGUUUAUCUCAUGUUUUCGUCAUUAUUCUUCGACAGAUAAGUGUCACUCGGCCAUAUGGCUUUAAAUCAAUUUGUUCAAUUCGUCGUGUUUCCUUUCUGGUUGCUCUUGGAUGGCUUAUAAGCGUAUUGUAUGCUGCUGCCUAUGCACCACUUACAACCGUUAUUUUGGAUUCUAAUAAAGACGAUGUUUGUUCUUAUUCGGGUUGUCAACGUCCACUUCUUGUUGUGUGCAUUUCUUUAAUCUGCUUUUUGAUUCCAAUGCUCCUUUUACUAUAUUCGGCUGUCUGUUGGAAAAUGCGUAAAAUCGCUUUCAGUGAAAAAAUGCACAAUGAGCCGGAAAUAACGAAAAAGAAGUUGUAUAAGUUCCUUGGUUAUGGGUCACAUAUCUUUCUUCAUUUACUCAUAUCUGUUCUGAUUGUUGUCGGAGCCGGAUUGAUACUUCGAAAUUCGUCCUUAUACUCAAAUAUUCGAAAACAUAUUCAAGAAGAUUGUGAUGUACUUGAGUAUAUAAAUACAGUUAUUCGAUUGGAAAUGAUUGCUGGAGGAGCUGUACUACUUUGGCUAACACGAAUCAUCUUUGAUGUCGUCAUCUUCUUUCUAUUAGAAUAUCAAUCCAUCAUUCCAUGUUUGGCAAGUGCUAAUUUGGAACCAUUGCGAGAAAAUCAGAUUGUAUCGCGGUCACAAACGCUCAAAUGGCAGAAAGGAUGCAUUAAUUGUCCAGUUUUUAAUAUUGAUAAUCAUUUUCAUCCAUGGGAUUUCAAGAAUUAA
Auanema sp. JU1783 is the source of this 1131-nucleotide messenger RNA. Lineage: Eukaryota; Metazoa; Nematoda; Chromadorea; Rhabditida; Rhabditidae. The record is from the annotation of a GenBank genome assembly.